This is a messenger RNA of Aspergillus ruber CBS 135680, 500 nucleotides long. RefSeq lists its product as uncharacterized. Gene Ontology annotation, cellular component: mitochondrial membrane. Gene Ontology annotation, biological process: mitochondrial respiratory chain complex III assembly. NCBI's taxonomy places the organism in Eukaryota, Fungi, Ascomycota, Eurotiomycetes, Eurotiales, Aspergillaceae. The coding region runs from base 11 to 337 and encodes 108 amino acids. The record is from RefSeq and is a predicted model, not a curated record. The transcript is spliced from 3 exons.
CUGGCUGAAAAUGCUGGGAACUGCAAUCGUCCUUUGCGUCGGUGGCCCAGCCCUCGUCCAAGCCAUUCGCCCAACAGACGAAGAACUCUUCAAGCGCUACAACCCCGAGCUUCAAAAGCGCAGCCUGGAAGAAGGUGACCGGCGCGCGCAGGAAUUCGAUGCUUAUGUCAAUCGGUUGAAGGAGUGGUCGAAGUCGGAUAAGUCGAUUUGGUUCGCCGCAAAGGAGCAAGAGCAGCAACGGACGCAGCAGGCGGUUGAUACGCCGCGGACAAAGCCGAAUGACGAGGCAAGGAUACAGCGCGAGGAAAUGCGGAAGGAAUUGUUGGGUGAGAAAUAGAGUGCGUUGGAUGUCCGCCAUUUUUCCAUAUGACGAGAGCACGAGUACCAUCCUAUGAUCCGACAGGGAUUGGGGCUUAUGUCUGAUAUUGUAUUAUACCUGAUGAUGGGCUUGUACUAUUACAGCUUGAUCGUUACGAUUUAUGUGCAUGAUUGCAAAGGGU